AUGCAACGUCCCCUCCUGGCCCCCUCCUCCUUGCCAGCCGCUCAGCCCAGGAAGCUCCAGUGCCGACUCCCCUUUUCUUCCCUGGGGAGAACCUGCCUACCUACCUUGACGGCAUAUCAGACCAACCCCACCCCCCACCCCCCCACCGUGGAGCCUCUGAUCACCCUGCUUCAGAGGGAAUCCUCGGUGCAGCGCAGAAGAGCAGAGAAGAAGAAAUCCCUCUUCCGUGAGAGACCAGGUCUCCUGAGUCGGAUUCCUGUCCGGGACAGCCCCUGUGCCCGGCCAUCCCGAGGGUGCGGCCAUGGCCCCGCUGCUCCCCACCGAUGUGACCGUGACCCGGUUCUCCCGCUCCAUCCACCUGUACUCCAGGCCAGGCCCCGCGGGUUCCCCAGGGCCCGCCCACUGCUCCUGUUCCUGCCGUGGCUGGGGGCGAGGCCGGCUGCCCAGGGCCAGUACCUGCAGCUGUACCUGGCCUGCGGCUUCGACGUGCUGGCCGUGGAGAGCUCGCUGAGCCACUUUCUGUGCCCGCGCCAGGGCCUGAGGUGGGCUGCCCACGUGCUGGCGCUGCUGCGGGGGUCUGGGGCCCUGGCCAGCCGCCCACUGGUGGUGCAUGCGCUCUCCCUGGGUGGCUACACCUUUGCACAGAUGCUCCUGCUCAUGGGCCGGGACCUGGGGCACCACGGUGGCGUGGCCCAGCGCCUGAGGGGCCAUAUUUUCGACAGCCUGGUGGUGGGCAGCCUGGACCGCAUGGCGCUGGGUGUGUCUCAGCUGAUGAAGCCGCAGGCCCUGGGCCCAGUGGUCAGGGCCACAGCCAUGUUCUACUUCCACCUGUAUCCCAGCUGCACCAUUCGGCAUUACGAGGCUGCAGUGGCUGCAUUCUGGCAGCCACCGGUCAGACCCCCGACACUUGUCUUCUACAGCCUGGACGAUCCCCUCUGCGACAGUGCCCGCCUGCAGGAGCUGCUGGCUGCCUGGCAGCGGCUGGGCAUGCCGGUGUGGGUCCAGGCCUGGGCGACCUCGCGCCAUGCCGCCCACCUGCGCCAGCACCCCCUGGAGUACAGCAGCACCCUCGUCACCUUCCUGGGGAGGCUCGGCCUGGCGGCCCCCAAAGCCCAGCUCUGA
Rangifer tarandus platyrhynchus (Svalbard reindeer) is the source of this 1122-nucleotide messenger RNA. Lineage: Eukaryota; Metazoa; Chordata; Mammalia; Artiodactyla; Cervidae. The record is from the annotation of a GenBank genome assembly.